Messenger RNA from Anolis carolinensis (green anole), 1623 nucleotides. RefSeq names its product testis expressed 261 (gene tex261). Gene Ontology annotation, biological process: endoplasmic reticulum to Golgi vesicle-mediated transport. NCBI's taxonomy places the organism in Eukaryota, Metazoa, Chordata, Lepidosauria, Squamata, Anolidae. The record is from RefSeq and is a predicted model, not a curated record. Gene Ontology annotation, cellular component: endoplasmic reticulum membrane; Golgi membrane; COPII-coated ER to Golgi transport vesicle. Gene Ontology annotation, molecular function: COPII receptor activity. The transcript has 6 exons. The coding region runs from base 84 to 674 and encodes 196 amino acids.
CACAGCGACUUCCGGUGGGUAAGGCCGGAAGCGGUUGGGGCGGGGCCUGUGCGGAGGCUCCGUGCGGAGGGCGCGGCGGGAGGAUGUGGUUCACGUACGCGCUGAGCUGGGCGGCGCUGCUCAUCCAGGCCGCCUUCGUCACCCUCGGCAUCGCGGCCGGAUUGUACUACUUGGCGGAGCUGAUUGAGGAGUACACGGUGGCCACCAGCAGAAUCAUCAAGUACAUGAUCUGGUUCUCGACGGCGGUGCUGCUGGGCCUGUACCUCUUUGAGGGCUUCCCGGGCCUCAUGGUCAGCGUGGGGCUCUUCACCAACCUGGUCUACUUCGGCCUCCUGCAGACCUUCCCCUUCAUCAUGCUCACCUCCCCCAACUUCAUGCUCUCCUGCGUGCUGGUUGUGCUGAACCACUACCUGGCGUUCCAGUAUUUUGCAGAAGAGUAUUAUCCCUUCUCAGAGGUCCUGGCGUACUUCACCUUCUGCCUGUGGCUGGUCCCCUUCGCCUUCUUCGUCUCCUUGUCGGCCGGGGAGAACGUGCUCCCUUCCACGGUGCAGCCCGGAGACGACGUGGUCUCGAACUACUUCACGAAAGGGAAGCGGGGCAAGCGCUCCGGGAUCCUGGUCAUCUUCUCGUUCAUCAAGGAAGCCAUCUUGCCCAGCCGCCAAAAGAUGUAUUGACCCGGCCUCCUCCCCGGCCCUUCCAUGACGGCUCCACUGGACGUUCCCUCUCCCGAGUCUCCCUCGGACGGACGGAUGGGAAGGAGGGACGGUGGGCUUCUGCGGAGUCGGCCUCCACAAAGGAAGGCGCUGGAGCCGUCGCUGCGCAGAACACUCUGGCUUUGCUGACUAGUUUGGUGUGUCUCCACGGCGCCUUCUAGAACCGCAGGAUCCCGUCGCCGUUCCUGUUAAAGCCAAAACAUACUUUCUGAAAAGGUACUUCCUCCGCGGGCCGCUCUCCGCUUUGUUGCGAAGGCAUUCCGGGCUUUGUGGAGUGGGCUUUGGAGGCUGUCAAUCAAGGAACCCACCCGCAGUUUUCUCAGCGCCUGAAAGCACUUCCUCUUUGACACAGCGUUCCUUUGUCCGUCUUGAGUGGCAUUUCCAGAGACAAGGCCUUGCGUCAAUGGACCCUGUCCGUCCUUGGGAGAGAGGCCUCUCUUUUAGCAGGAAGUCAGCCCUCCUUGAGGAUUCUCGGGGCAAGACUGGCUUCUGUGGACUUGUUUCGUUUCUUAGCAGGCGUGAUCUAGAGGUGACGAUUUGCACAGGUUUCUUAGCCCCCCCCCCCUUUCAAGGCUUGACUCUUCAGAAAGGAAGCCCUGGGCAGCCCCCCCCCCUUGCCAGGGCCCCCUCCUCGCCUGGCGCAGAGGAGGCAGAAGGGGCUGCUGCUGGCGGGCGGGAACGGGUCCGCAAAGGGUGCAGAACCGCAGAACUGGGACAGUCCUCUCCCUGCUCUGGGUCGGGACGUUCAGGGAGGCCCCUGAGCAGCCAGGAAGGGGGGGUUCCCGGGAUCCCUCCCACACCAGAUCUCCUCCUUUCUUACGUCAGUCGAGAUUCGGCCUCUGUUUUAGCACUACAGGCUCCGUGUUAAUAAAAAAUACGAGGCAGUCUUUGCCUCGGAAGCAAAGACAGA